GUCCGCCUCACCCCCGGGCGCUGAUCAUAAAGGUUCCAUCCCAUGGGCAGUGCGCUGCGCUCGUUGUUGUGUCGGUUCCUGGCCGCUGAAGUGUGAGCGGGCACGGGCUGAACCGGGAAUGGAGGCGGGCGAUCGCCGGAAUGGCUCUUCUGGGGGCUCCGGCUCCUUCCAGCGGGAGUUAACCCGAGGCUUCGCCUACUACACUAAGCACCUAGCCAGGCUGCAUCAGAAUCUGCGAGACACUAAGAGAUUCUUCCGGGACAUAAAGCACACGUACAGCGGAGGGCCGGACUCGGAGCUGAACGCUGGAGAGCUCGGUCAGCUGAAUUGCAUCAGUUUUUCACGACAAGAAGAAGACUACUUGAAGGUGAUUGUUCGCUGUCGGCCAUGUCUGUUUGUCCUGGGACAGAACUGUGCUGCUAGAAGCCGAAUGGUUAAUGCACUUUUAGGGGAUCACCUUUUACCAGUUGGCGUGUGUUGCAACCCCGAAACCUGCAAGAGGAGGCGCAUCCGUUUUAGGCAUGGGCAACAGACGCUGGUGAGCUUGUCAUUACCGGACCAGUAUGAACUAGUUCAUCAGCUAGUAGCCCAUCAGGGCAAGUGGCAUACCAUUCCUGAUGAAGACUUGGAGGUGCCAGAGGACGAGGAGGACCCUGCACACAGGCUGGCAGAGUUAGAGGUGACUCUGCCUCAUCAGUUGCUUCAGGAUGUUGACAUUGUGGUUUCUCCUUGUCGUGGAUCUCAACCUGCAGCCACUACCCUGGAAGAUUAUAUUGACCAUGUGCAGUCAGUGGUUGUAUAUACCAUAAGUGAGGACCGCCUAUCUACGCAGGAUGAAGAGGAGCUUACUGAUCUUAAGACAAAGUAUAAAGUUCCCAUCUUCUUUAUUCGAACAACUCCUAAGGACAAACUGAUAAGUAGCUCAGAUGGUGGGCGCUCAGCACUACACGAGCAGUUGACAGAACUUGGCUUUCUGAAAAGAGGUUUAUGUAGCUGUGGAGCUGCAGGGUCUGGUAGUCCAGCCCCAAAUGUUCUGGUUGAACAGUUUGAGAAGUUGCGUCAAAUCGGCAGUUUCUCCCGGCAAGUGCUGCAGAUGCACCUAGUUGAUGCAGCAAUGGUCCUUAAUAUGGUGCACAGUCGUUGCUUAGACUUGUUUAUCAAUAAGGCUUUCGACAUGAGGAGAGAUCUUCAGAUUACUCCUAAGAGACUAGAAUACACCCGCCAGAAGGAGAGUGAGCUUUACGAAUCUCUCAUGCGAAUCUCUGAUCGCAAACAAGAAGAACUGAAGGACAUGAUUGUAGAAACUCUGAACAGCAUGAGGGAGCAACUCCUGGAGGAUGCUGCCAACAUGGAAUUCAAAGGUAUCGCCAUCCCACAAAAUGGUGAGCCUCUAGGAGCCCAGGAAGUGAAAAACUGCAUCUUUCAGAUCAAAGAGCUGAUCAUUUCACGGCUCAACCAAGCUGUGGUGAACAAACUGAUCAGCUCCGUGGAUUAUCUGCGAGAAAGCUUUGUGGGGACUCUAGAAAGAUGUCUCCGUAGUCUGGAAAGGUCCCAGCAAGAGUGUUCUUCUCAUAUAACAAGCAACCACCUGAAACAGAUCCUGAAUGCUGCCUAUCACGUGGAGGUCACUUUUAACUCUGGAUCCACCGUCACCAGAAUGGUGUGGGAGCAGAUAGUCCAGAUAAUACAGCGCAUUACUUGGGUGAGUCCCCCAUCCAUAACCCCUGAAUGGAAACGCAGGGUGGCUCAGGACGCUAUUGAAGGCUUGAGUGCCUCUAAACUUGCAAAGCGGAUCUGCAGCCAGUUUUGUAAGCGUCUGAAAAGCUCUCAUGAAGCUUUUGCAGCAUCUCUCAAACAGCUUGAGGUUGGUCACUCUGGCAGACUUGAAAAAACUGAAGAUCUUUGGCUAAAGGUUCGUAAGGAUCAUGCCCCACGCUUGGCACGACUAUCACUGGAAAGUAGAUCUCUGCGGGAUGUUCUGCUACAUGGCAAGCCAAGACUGGGCCGAGAGCUGGGAAGGGGACAGUACGGUGUUGUGUACUUGUGUGAUAGUUGGGGAGGCCAUUUCCCUUGUGCUUUAAAGUCUGUUGUACCCCCAGAUGAGAAGCAUUGGAAUGACUUGGCACUGGAGUUUCACUACAUGAGGUCGCUGCCAAAACACGAGCGCCUAGUGGAUUUGCACGGCUCUGUGAUUGAUUACAGCUAUGGCGGAGGCUCAAGCAUUGCCGUUCUGCUGAUCACAGAGCGUCUUCAUAGGGACCUCUAUGCAGGUCUUAAGUCUGGACUUUCUCUGGAGAUCCGGUUGCAGAUUGCCUUAGAUGUGGUGGAAGGCAUCCGUUUUCUACACAAUCAGGGCCUGGUCCACAGAGAUAUUAAGCUAAAGAAUGUACUGUUGGAUAAAACGAACAGGGCAAAGAUAACUGAUCUGGGUUUCUGCAAGCCGGAGGCUAUGAUGUCUGGCAGCAUUGUAGGAACUCCUAUACACAUGGCACCAGAGCUCUUUUCAGGAAAAUACGACAAUUCUGUGGAUGUUUAUGCAUUCGGGAUCCUGUUUUGGUAUAUUUGCUCAGGAUCAGUGAAACUUCCAGAGGCCUUUGAGAAAUGCUCAAGUAAAGACCAUCUGUGGAAUAAUGUCAGAAAAGGAGCACGUCCUGAGAGGCUUCCAGUCUUUGAUGAGGAGUGCUGGAAGUUAAUGGAGGCAUGCUGGAAUGGAGACCCUUCUCAGCGACCCCUUCUGGGCAUUGUGCAGCCCAUGUUACAGGGUAUCACGGACAGACUUUGCUGUAACCAGGAGUCUAGCAAAAACCUGGAAGAUUCAACCUGAAGAUAAGCACUUGUGGAUGUUUAGAUGCUGCCUACUGACUCCUUGUACAGAAGGAAGGUGAACGCUCCUUGUACGACCUGGCACUCCUAGCCCUGUGCAUGUUGUCUUACAAUACAGUGACGCUAUGGAAUGAGCUUUUCCAUGUUCUCGCAUGUAGUCGCCUUCUGACCCUAUUUACUCCAAAGGACUGGUGGCUAUGGGCAGACUUGAAGAAGUUCCUGUUCAUAGGAUUGUGGUAUGUUUACAGAGCUUGCUCAUGAACCAUCUCUUGAGCAUGGAAUAGUGAUGGGUUCUUGUUCCUUCCAUGAAAAGUCACUGUAUGUGGCUUUUUUGAUUGGGAAGGAAUUUUAUGCUCCAAAUAGAAUCUAUACACAACUGAACACUAUUGGGUUGUACCAGAGAUGUUCCCUUUUAAAGGCCUGUUACCUCCCCUCUUUUCACCUAAUUUUCAGUACGCUGUCAGUGCCGUUGUUUCCUCUGGUAUCGCAGUCAGUUGUCUUAUACUACACACCGCAUUCAACCCAUGGUGUGGAAGACCUGAUUGGAUUUUCUAAUUCUGUGUUUAAAGGUGCUGCACGUUUUAAAAGCACUAUAUAUAUAUUUUUUUUUUCUUUUCUUGUUUUCUUUUUUUCUUUUUAUAUUUUCUAUUUUCAUUUUAAUUCUGUUACCCUCUUAAAUCUACAGGAAUCAUUCAGUAAGGUUCAUACCAUUAUGCACUCUAGGUAUUGGGAGAGAAUUCUGGGAACAACAGCUGAACAAUGUAUAAUAAAAAGUUUCGUGCAACUUUCUGUUAUAAUUCCACCAAGUUUUAAAGAUGCGCUGGCUGUCAGUGAAUGGACCACUCCUGCUCACCAAGGAGCAUGGCUUAUGGCUGUGUACCUAUGUCAGCAGGACACAACCAGAGCAAGGUUUCGGCCUCUACGUGUAAACAAUGCAUGUUUCCAUUAGCUGACAGCAAGCAGGGAUUUUGCGAAGUGAGGAAUCGAUUACAUCAAGUUUAUUAGAAAGCUUUAAAACUUUUUAAGACAAGAAUAAACCUAAUUUGGGGUACGGCCAAACGUAGCUGGUCCGCAGCGGAAAAUCCACAGCAUAUCUACAUCGCAAAGCGUUGGAGCCACAUCCACAAUUGACAUGCUGCAGAUUUAAUAUCUGCGCUGCCUGUCAAGAUAUGUGCAGAUUUCAGUGCAGAAAGUCAGCAGUGUUUUGGAUGAGAUUUGUGAAUGUGACAGAUUUUCUGCAUGCAGUUCUGCUGUGGAAAAUCUGCAGCGUUUCCACUACAUGUGGCCAUUUCCUAAACCUAAAAUCUGUCACUGGUACCUAUAGUAUAUAAGUACUCUUUCCGCUAAGGUUUUAAGCAUUUCACUGUGUUCCAGGGACCAGUAGAAUUGACAGUGCUGAUGGUUUUUGAUGUGUCGUGCAUUGGUUUACUUAGUAAUGAAACACUAUCAGCCAUGAGCAGUGACUAGCUUUCUGUCCUGUGAUGUACUGUACUUGUAGUGCUCCUUUGUACUGUUAUAUGACUGUGCUCCUGUUAAACCUCACAAAGGACGUGACGUGUAAACUAUGGCAACAUGGGCUCCAAGUUUUAGAAGUUUGAUGGUCUACAGACUCAGUUUAUUAAUAAUUUUAUUAAAAGCUAUAAUAAUAAA
This is a messenger RNA of Bufo gargarizans (Asiatic toad), 4473 nucleotides long. It is a transcript of the gene DSTYK, whose product is annotated as dual serine/threonine and tyrosine protein kinase. Gene Ontology annotation, molecular function: ATP binding; protein kinase activity. The record is from RefSeq and is a predicted model, not a curated record. Gene Ontology annotation, biological process: protein phosphorylation. NCBI's taxonomy places the organism in Eukaryota, Metazoa, Chordata, Amphibia, Anura, Bufonidae. Bases 119 to 2824 code for a protein of 901 amino acids. The transcript is spliced from 13 exons.